AUGUAUUGGGUCGAUCAAAGCGGCUAUGAGAACUCCGGCAGGGUCCAAAGUGCUAGCUUGGAUGGCUCCGACGUUGCCACCCUGUUCGACAACGCAAAGCAUCCAAUGAAUGUCGCUUUGGACUCUGAGGGCAAGCUGUACUGGACCGAUGCAGGAAGCUUCGAGAUUCGAAGGUGCCAUCCUGACGGAUCUUCGAUGGAAGUGUUGCACAACAAAACGGUUGUGAUGCUGCCAAAUCCGAAGACUCCAAAAUAUCCGCUCCAGCAACUCACCGGGCUCCUGGACCCUCAGGGGAUUGCAGUGGAUGCCGUGGAAGGCAAAGUCUACUGGACCCAGCUUGGCACAAAAUAUACGAAGCCGGGAGGGCCUUCCGUAGAACGAAAUGGCAAGUUGCAACGAGCGAACCUGGACGGAAGCGAGGUUGAAACUCUAGCGGAGUUUGGCGCCACGCAGCCAGUCUCCGUUGUCAUCUCCGCGGGCCUAUCCCCGUCGCACGCCAAGAACGAGCUCUAA
Symbiodinium pilosum is the source of this 513-nucleotide messenger RNA. NCBI's taxonomy places the organism in Eukaryota, Dinophyceae, Suessiales, Symbiodiniaceae. The record is from the annotation of a GenBank genome assembly.